UCCUUGUACCGACUUAUGUUAUAAAAUAAUUAAUUGUAUGUUCCUUUCACUCGAAGUAUAUGAUCAGUUAAAGUUGUUUAGUGGUUAUUAUCGUAAAGUGAUGAGCAAGCAAAUCAAAUAAAAAUUCUUUGUACUUCGGUUAGUGGAACACCGUAGUUAAAAUUGCGAAAACUGAAGCUGCUAAUGUACAUAUAGUGCAACAUAGUAUUCCUGUUGAUUUAACUGAAGAUCUCGUAGGACUUACAGGGUUGCUAAAUUGCCAAUAUAUAUGUAUUUGUUUUCAACGGAAUAUGCGUACAUGGUCAAACCUAUUUCUAGAUAUAACUAACACUUCGAAAUUUGGAAUUCCUCCUAACAUGGGCCCGAAAGCUAAAAAAGUUCAAUUAUAUAUAAUUUUUUUUAUUGCUUAUUGUAAUUGGGGUGUAUGUACUUAUGCUUUGGCAUCAAUAUUUUUAGAAUCAGUAACGUGUGAAAAAAUAAAUAAAGAAAAAGGACUUCAUGAGAUUUGCGGUAUGGUCACUCCUUUCUGGUGGCCUUACGAUACCAUCGACUUUUAUUUAAAAAUGUUUUUUAAUGCUUACGAAAUAUUAUGUAUAGGAAUUUAUAUCCCCCCGGGUGUGAGCCUCAUUGUUUCAGUAUGGGAAUGUGCUGAAACUAUUAUAUCCAAAAUUGAACAUCUAAAAGAAAUGUUUAAAGAAACAUUCGAAAUUGAAGAACUACAUUUGCAACAGGCACACCUUAGACGCUGUAUCCAAUACCAUCAGGAAAUCAUCAAAAUUAUUCAAAAUUGGAAUACGGAAAACAAAAAGUGCUUUGGACAAUGUUCUUCUAUAUCAGCAAUUACUAUAUCCCUUAUUACGGCUCAGUUUUUAAGGAUUCACUCGAUUGGUGCAUUGAUCCAUGUAUUCGGUUAUACGGUAGGGGUAUUUAUGUUGUGUAAAGCUGGACAAAUGAUACAGGAUGAGAGCUACAACAUCCAAGAUGCUUUUUUAGACUCAAAAUGGUAUACUGCUUCCCCAAAAUUACUCAAAGAUAUAAAAUUUGUAAUUUUACGUUGCCAAAAACCACUAUACUUGCAGGCUGUGCCCUUUGGAACGUUUAAUUUUAAUUCGCUAAUUAUGAUCAUAAAAACGGCUUAUUCUUACUUAACACUUAUUAACAAUGAAAGUAAAUAUACCAAAAUUUAAUUAUUCAUAUUUAAUACUAUUAGUGGUAUGGUAGGGAAUAUUAGGUUAGAAAUUUAAAUAUUAUAAGGUAA
This is a messenger RNA of Anthonomus grandis grandis, 1258 nucleotides long. Its product is annotated as odorant receptor 65a-like. Lineage: Eukaryota; Metazoa; Arthropoda; Insecta; Coleoptera; Curculionidae. Gene Ontology annotation, biological process: sensory perception of smell; detection of chemical stimulus involved in sensory perception of smell. The record is from RefSeq and is a predicted model, not a curated record. The coding region runs from base 291 to 1187 and encodes 298 amino acids. Gene Ontology annotation, molecular function: olfactory receptor activity; odorant binding. Gene Ontology annotation, cellular component: plasma membrane. The transcript has 8 exons.